Molecule: messenger RNA, 926 nt
Organism: Elaeis guineensis (African oil palm)
Lineage: Eukaryota; Viridiplantae; Streptophyta; Magnoliopsida; Arecales; Arecaceae
Molecular function (GO): protein binding
Source: RefSeq, a predicted model, not a curated record
CCACUCUCAUCACCUCUCUCUAUUUUCUAAAGCACAAGAAACCAAGAGAAAUGAGUGCAAUGAACCCACUUAGCUUCAUUGAGAUCCUCCUUCGCUCCCUCUCCAUCCUCCCCUUCCUAUAAAUCCUAUAUCACCAAACCAGCCCAAGCAAGAGCUUGAAGCCAUGGACUGGCACUCAUGGCUAUCCAAAUCCAGCCUCGAGCCAUCCAUCAUCUAUGAGUACGGCCUCGUCUUCUCCAGCAAUGAGCUUGAGGAGGAGGACAUAGCCCACUUCGAUCAUGAGUUCCUCAUGAGCAUGGGAAUCUCCAUAGCCAAGCACAGGCUGGAGAUCCUCAAGCUAGCCAAGAAAGAGAAGAAGAAGAAGAAGAAGAAGAAGUCCCCUCGGCCCAUGGCCAAGCUUGUCGACGUAAUGAACAAGACCAAGAAGUCCCUUGCAAGGUAUGCAGGCACAUUGAUUCAUCCUAAGAACUCGGAGAUCAUGGUGGUGCCAAAAGGUUGGCAUGACGACCAGUGGAAGGGGAGUAUGCUGAAGAGGAAUAAGAGGGUGGUAGUUGUGAAGCAGAACAGGUUGAUGAUUACGGAUGGUGAAGCGAAAUUUGCCGGCUUUCCUUCUCGCUCGCACAGUGCAAGCCCCAUGGUUCAGAACUGCUAUGAGAGCAGCACUGGGGAUGAUGAUGCUUACUGGGGGAGCGAUGCCGAGGCCAUAAGGUGGGACUCUAUGUUUCAAAACCUGAAGCCAACUUGAGAUGCUUAUUGUUUGCUUCAGCAUAUACUUGUCCUAUGUAUUAUAUUUUGGAAGGGUCUGUGCUCUUCCACUCUUUGCAGCUGAACUUCCAGUAGGCGCCUUGAGAUAUCCUACUUAAUUGGCACAUCUGGAGUUUGCUUUGAUCAUGAGAUUUGCCCGGUUUGCUUUUGCUUAAUUUCCA